CCUCGGCCUCAUAAAACCCUUUCCUUACCACCCCCUUCACAAUGACCAUGGAUAUCUCAGAACAAUUGCUCCGAGGCGCUCUCCACAGCGACUCCAAACUCGCCCGCGUCAUCGAUGGCGACGCAUCCUCCGACGGCUCCGAUCUCUCCGACUUCGAAGACGACUUCUCCUACCCAGCCUCAUCCCGCCAAUACGAUCCCCGAACAGCAAACACCGGCCCAAAAGGUGUGAUCGCAGAUCGCGACGCCUUCGAAGCCUCAAAACGCGCGGAUGUGGCGAGUGGACGGGCGAGACGGGAACAGCGAGCGUUGGAGCGGGCGCCAAUCGCGAACACAUAUGCGCAGGAUGGGGAGUUGGAGGAUGAGGAGGAGGCGUUGAGAUUAUGGAGAGAGAAGAGGAUGAGGGAGUUGACUUUGAAGGGCCCGGAGAUAAGGGGUAGGGAUGAAUUGAAGCUGGAUGGGAGGAGGAUGUAUGGGACUGUGGAGGAUGUGGAUGCGGAGGGGUAUCUGGAUGCUGUGGAGACAUCAGAGACCACGGUUGUGUUUAUCUAUGAUGAGCUGCAAGACUCCGAACUCCUCUCGGACGCACUACCAAUUAUCGCGCAGAGAUAUCCGAGAGUUCGCUUCGUGAAACUGCAUUUCCUAGAAGCGGAGAUGGACUCCGUGGCAAUACCGGCCCUGCUAUGUUACCGCCAGGGAGACCUGGUAGCUAAUCUGGUACGAGUGGUUGACGAGAUUCCGCUGGGGCAGAAGAUCACUACGCAGAGUAUAGAGGCCGUAUUGACACGGCACGAACUACUGGAGCGCAAGGAUACUGCGAACGGAGGCGAGAGCGAGGACGAUGACUACUGAGCUGGCAUCUACACGGAAAUCAUAGGCGUGUAUUUCGUUGAGCUAUCCUAAAGCCUGAGUAUCCGACUGCAGGCCGUACGCAUUUUCGUGCCAAGAACAAAUUAUUUUAAAG
This is a messenger RNA of Saitoella complicata NRRL Y-17804, 963 nucleotides long. Its product is annotated as thioredoxin-like protein. Gene Ontology annotation, biological process: regulation of G protein-coupled receptor signaling pathway. The coding region runs from base 42 to 851 and encodes 269 amino acids. The transcript has 2 exons. The record is from RefSeq and is a predicted model, not a curated record. Lineage: Eukaryota; Fungi; Ascomycota; Saitoellomycetes; Saitoellales; Saitoellaceae.